AUGACGGUCCAAUACACGACCGAUAUGGCCGAUCCACGAACUACACUGCUCUUCAAAGCCACUCAAGACUCUACGGGACACCAGAACAGGCGAUCGAUUGACUUCUCGGAUUCAGAUCUCUAUUCUUCUGACGCGGAACUUGAUGAUUGGGACCAGUGCGAAAUCAAGGACGAUUCCGAGGACGAAUGGAUCGAUGUGAGCGAUGCUCGAGACUUUGCGCAGCUUUACAAGAAGAAAGAGGACCUAAAAGCCGGCGAAAAACGCCAGAAGACAAACAAAGGUGCCAAAUUGGACGAAUCGUGGGAAUUGGUCCCUGUUCCUGGCAACGAUCGAGGAACAGAUAAGGGCACCAGCCGCAAAACCGGUCCGGGCGAUGAGGACCAAAGGCUCCAUUUGUUGCUUCAGGCCAUGACCCUAGAGGACAAGAAAUAUUGGGACCUGGAACCACCUCCCCGGGUCUUUGCGCCACACAAAUUAUCACCGGACUUGGAUUACACCCCCGAGAUGCCGGCCCCCGGUGAAGCCUCGACGAGAUCCACUCUCGCCGAUCCGCCAUCCGAAGCUCCCCAAAGGCGACGAACCAUGUUGUUGAAACCGAGACUCCGCUCCCGUCCUAGUAUUCCCGCAGCGCAACUUUUGCGCAUGGAGGCGGCGUCUAGGGAAGUCCACAAGUGGGGAGAUUUUCUAGAGGCAGACAAACGCAGCAAACUCGAAGACUCGUCGUCGUCGCUGUACACACAUGCACCUUCACCUUGA
Pestalotiopsis fici W106-1 is the source of this 756-nucleotide messenger RNA. RefSeq lists its product as uncharacterized. Bases 1 to 756 code for a protein of 251 amino acids. The record is from RefSeq and is a predicted model, not a curated record. The transcript has a single exon. NCBI's taxonomy places the organism in Eukaryota, Fungi, Ascomycota, Sordariomycetes, Amphisphaeriales, Sporocadaceae.